Patiria miniata (bat star) is the source of this 3016-nucleotide messenger RNA. RefSeq lists its product as uncharacterized. The transcript has 10 exons. Gene Ontology annotation, molecular function: protein binding. Lineage: Eukaryota; Metazoa; Echinodermata; Asteroidea; Valvatida; Asterinidae. Gene Ontology annotation, biological process: cell-cell adhesion. The record is from RefSeq and is a predicted model, not a curated record. Bases 52 to 1704 code for a protein of 550 amino acids.
CUCCACAAUGACGUUUGUGUCGACAAACACUCGACCAACGUUAGUGGAAAGAUGGCGCACGCCAUUUACGCAGUAGUAGUGUUGUCACUGGUUCAAAUCUCCAAACAAGUUACUCGUGGAGACUGGGAGCUCUCCGUUACUACAUCUCCAUCGGAAUCCAUCCUCGAAGGAAGUGACGUCACGCUCACGUGCCUCAUCACGAGCAACCAAGCCUCCACUGGAUGGGUUCAGUGGCAGCACAGUCCGAAUGGAGCUUCCUUUUUCCCUCUCACUGAACCAACAUAUACAGUUUCAAGCAACAACUUGACGCUGACAGGGGUGUCCAGGAACCAGACUGGCUGGUACCGAUGUGUGGGGACCAGCGUCUGGACAUCAAACUAUUGGAAUCCAAACACAUUUUCCGACUCGACUGCUGUGGAAGUCUUAUAUCCUCCUGAAAUUACCAACAAGGACAGGACGUGGACUGGUGCCAACGACAACUACACAGCAACCUUGGAAUGCAUCGUCCGAAGUAAUCCCCUCCCCAGGGUCACUUGGUACGGUCCAAAUGACACCAUUAUUACCCAUUAUACCAACCCUGACCGGAUCUUCCUGGAAGACACCAUUACUGGUAGUGGGGCUGUGGGCUAUCUCAUCGUCAGUCACUUGAUCAUUACUCCAGUGGCGAACAGCACCGAUUAUGGGAUGUACAGGUGUAGAGCUGCCAACAACAUCAGCACAUACGACGAACAUGAAAUAGAGCUGACAGAAACAGGAAAGCCAGAGCCGCCAAGAGACCUCCAAGUAUAUUAUUCAACAGAGAACGACGUCUGGGUGACAUGGGAGCCAGGCUACGACGGGGGCGAGGAGCUGUAUGCACACUAUAUCAACAUUCGCAAGAUUCCGUGGGAUUUCGACGCCGGUGGCUGGAUCGAACGCUGGCCUCCGACGAUCACCAAAGGCUUUUUCUCUUACCUGGAACAAGGCACGCUUUACCAAGUGGCCGUGUAUGCACUCAAUACGCACGGGGCCAGUUCAUACGCUACAGUGGACGUGCGCACGAAGCCUGCAUCACCGGAUAAAUUAGGUAUAAGAGUGACAUAUAACCAGGCACACCGUAUAAUUAUGGUCACCGGCAUGCCAAAGGACAACUACGACGGGACCUGCCUGCGUCUCAUAGGGUAUGAUACCAGCCAGGGUGAGUGGGUGAGUCUGAGACCAGACCUAGACUGCAUUCAGCGAGACGGCGAGUUCGAGUACUCCGGUCCGAAUUCCGGUCACAUCCACUCUCGAUACUGCCAUGAUGGGUUAUGCAGUUCGCAGUCACACGUGACAGAGGACUAUCCUACUACUGCCCGUCCACCUCUGCCCACCUGGCCCAAGCAUGGGGGGAACACAGCCGACAAUGUCGGGGUGAUUAUUGGCGUCAGCCUAUCUGUCGGCAUAGUCCUGCUGCUUCUUAGCCUUGGAGUCUGCCGGUACCUUGGGUGUUUCAGGGACUGUAAUAAACCCAUCUCUCUCCCUUCAGCUUCAGACAAUGUUGAGCUAACGAGACACGCACCCCUGGCAUCGGGAGCAGAGCCGUACCAACAUGGGAACGACUCACCUCCAACCUACACUGAAGCACUCGAAAUGAUUGUCACUGCUGGCAAUAGUGAUAAUCCCCCACCGGCGUACGAAUAUGUAUCAUCACUCACGACCGACAGGCCGGAGUAUUUCGUGUAAGAAACAUACAACCAGAAGCAACCAACUACCACGUGAUGAAUAAUGAAGACAUGCAACGCAUCCUAUGUAAUCACUGUUAAAGGAACACAGAUCAUCUGCUUUUCCUGUGUUUUGUUCUUUCCAAUAGUAAAACCACUCAAAGUCCAAAGAACCUUCAAAACCUAGCUUCUUGAAGUUUCAGCUGAGUGGAUAUUUAACACAUUUCAAGAAAACAGUGAAAAUCCAUGCUGAACCUUUUGAUCACAAGACAGAAUUUCGUAAAUAAAAACUCCGCAUUCCAAAAUUUCAGUCAAUUAACGUUUGAAAUCACCUACACUUCUUGAUUUCUUUGAAAGGACAGCAAGCCAGACGGAAUGAUUUCAUGGGGUGUUUAGUACCAAACAAGCCUUUCCAUAAUAAUUUUGAAGGUUAGUUUUUGUGGAUAAGAGCAAAUGAUCGCAUAUGCCUGUGUUAUCGCUUUCUUUUCAUAUACAGUAGAAACUGCAUAGCGUAGUAAUUUACUCCUGUUGACAUAUGACUUAUUUUAACAUUUUAUAUGUACUCAGUUUAACAUUUGACGGUAUGCAGAUAUUAUGUUGGUUAAAGUUGUUAAAGUGGGUCUACUACUCAAAAAAAUGUCGGUCGACUUUCUACUCAUCUUGUUGCGUACAGUCAUUAAAACCGACGUGGGAUUAAGCGCUGCUCCUGAAAAAAACACCCCUCCGAACCUCAAGUCGCCAUUCUUACGAAAGAGCAAACGAAAUCCUCUGAGAUUUCGUUAGGUAUAAUGAUAAAAAGUCCAGUUUUAUCUAAAAUAUAAAGAUAAAAAAGUCCAGUUUUUUAUAAAUUAUCAAAGCAGUUAUAACCCAAACACCGAGAACUUUAACUAGUAAUAACUAUUUGAGAUAUUCUUUUAGAAAAGGUGUAACACUUUAAAAUCAAUAUCGUAAGAAAUACUGGCGGGCUACAUCUGUAAAAAGACCUAAAUAUAUUUUUGUACAUCUGUUUUAAUGAAUGGUUUGAUUUAUUCUCGUGUAAAAAAAAUGUAAUCAUGAUAGUUAACUCGUAACAGCUUUUUAUGUGUGUAAAGGAUGAGUUAGCGACGUGCGGACAACUUAACUCUAUGUAAACAAAUAAGUAAACAAACCUGUUAUAUAGUUUAGUAUAUGAAUUAAAAAAAACAAAAUACCAUUUUCCAAGGUAGGCUUUCAAUUUAUUUUAUGUCAACUUAGCAUAAUGGCAUGUUGAUUUUCAAUGAAAACAAAACACCUGUCAGUACGUUUAAAAGUUGUCAAAUGUAUGACAGUACGAGAUCAUAGAAAAUGUUAACAAA